AUGAAACCGGGUGAACGGCAAUAUUUACUGGAAACUACCAGGUCGACCACCAUUAUUUCCACCAGGUCCACCAUCAAUAUUGGAGCUUGGAAUGUCCGCACAAUGUACAAAGCUGGAAAAGCAACCCAAGCAGCAGCAGAAUUGAGACGCUAUAAAAUAGCUAUCCUGGGUGUCAGCGAAUCAAGGUGGACUGGCUCAGGACAAAAAAGGCUGAUAACAGGAGAGUUACUGCUGUACUCAGGUCAUGAGAAUGAAAAUGCACCACAUACUCAAGGAGUUGCACUCAUGCUAUCAAACCAAGCACCAAGGGCUCUCAUUGGAUGGGAGGCACACUGCCCGCGGAUCAUAACAGCUACCUUUAAAACUAAAAUAAGACGAAUAAACAUGGACAUAAUACAGGCCUACGCCCCAACAAAUGACAGCAAAGAGGACAAAGAUGAAUUCUACAACAGGCUAAUGACCUUUAUCCAGAACCGCCCAAGAAGAAACAUCCUUAUACUCAUGGGCGACUUCAAUGCCAAGAUUGGAAGCGACAACGGAGGAUAUGAAGAAUGUAUGGGACAGCAGGGUUUAUGUGAGAUGAACGAAAACGGAGAAGGAUUAGCUGACUUGUGUGCCACAAAUAAUUUAGUCAUUGGAGGUCUCUUUCAUUACAAAAGGAUACAUAAAGCUACUUGGGUAUCACCUGACAUAUCUAUAGAAAACCAGAUAAAAAAGUUCAGGAGAUCACUUCAUGAUGUACGCGUCAAGAGAGGAUCUGAUGUUGCUUCAGACCAUCACAUACUGGACAAUACCUGA
Messenger RNA from Physella acuta, 798 nucleotides. Its product is annotated as craniofacial development protein 2-like. The record is from RefSeq and is a predicted model, not a curated record. NCBI's taxonomy places the organism in Eukaryota, Metazoa, Mollusca, Gastropoda, Physidae.